CCUUUAUUCUCUACCUCUUCUUCUUUUACUUUUCUUCUCUCUCGAAUGUAACUUUGAGCGAAUACAAUAGACUUCUCUGUCUUCCAAAGUCAUACGCACGCAUAUCAUAUUUACAUUGCAGAACACUCCUUCCAGCACGAUUUCAUAGGAUAAAAGCCUCUUUCUAAUAACCUGUACCUCUAACCAACCAUGCCUCCAUACACUGCUGUCGCUUCUAUACCCCGCCACUUGGCCUUGGGCCAAAAUGGCUCCUCCGAUCCAUCAUCUCCACAGCAAUGCGAGUCACCAUUUGAUACCCAAAUGGAUCACCUCAAAUAUGCACAGUUUUCUGCCUCGGAGACAUUGAAGGUUGGAAUGGAAAGAGCGUUUGAUCCUAUCUCAAAAUACCGCUUGAACGUCAAGACCCAUGUCUUCAAGAAGGAGCAGCAAGAGUACGUACCUACCCGAAGCGACGAGCGACUUCGCAUCGAGACUAUCGUCUAUGCGGAGAUAUCCAUUGUGGACCAAGAAAAGGGUUCCAUGGUCCGACAGUACGAUUACUUACGGCUUCCUAGAAAUCUCUUCCUGGCUUUGCCCGAAAAGAUCAUGUACCCGCAAGAUAUGGCUUCGAAGCGCAUCUUGAGUGUCUCUGCAGCUGUCAUGUGUCCGUCGAACGACUGGAAGGUUGAGGAAGAGGCGUGUGUUCGUUGCUCUCGUCGUAUGUCUGCCAAGCUCGAAGAGAACGAAUGUCGUAUUAUGCAUAUCCUACCCGAGUUAUAUCGUACUGAAGAUGGCGAUGCAUUGGUUAACUUUCGCAGUGGCGUGGCCAAUAUCCAAUUUAAAAUCAAUUGCUAUUGUGGGCAUAAAAAGGAAAAGGAAGGAUUUGUAGUCCGAUUUGAAGCUCUGUCGGACAGUUCCAUUGCUUCCCAUGCUACCACGCCACUCAUGUUCUAUCAUCAGAACAAAAAUCGUAUGGCGGCUCGUGCACUUGCUGCUGCUGCCAGGACGCAACGGAAGGCUGAGAAGCUCCGGCAGCAGCAGGAAUACGCUCGAGCCCGUAGUGUUAUUAAGUCCGUCAGUGAAAAGUCGAAACGAGAACCACGGAGUAGAGGUAGACCACCGAAGAAUAUACCCGCAGGUCAGUCUCACCAAGCACAUCAGCUGCAGCCGCAUCAGCAACAUCACCAGCUACCUUCACCGUCAUCAUCGUUAAUGAGUUCUCCAGGCGGCUACUCAGUCAGCCCAAUUCUGCAUGAUUCGAUAAACCACACGGAUGGAUCCUUCCCAGCUACCUCAUUAUCUCUAUCUGGUCCGAUGAUGCCCUUGUUCGCUGAGCAAUCUCACGAGUGCGUUGCCAAUGUUCCACAACAGCUCCUUGUUCAGCAACAGCCCAUUGCCACUAUCAGUCAUAUGACACCCAAUAGCGGUCCUACUCGUGGCGGUACGCUGGUGACUAUCCAUGGCUCAGAUUUUACAGUUGGUGAGAUGAUGUACGUUUGCUUUGGCGAGAUAUUUGUACCGGUCAUCCCUCAGCACAGCCAAAUGUUAGAGUGCUUUACACCCGCCUGGAUGCGAGCUGAAACUGUCCCAGUCUUUGCAUUGCGUUCCGAUGCUCCUACAAGCCUCCUCUCCCAGUCAACAUUCACCUAUGUCGACGACAACGAGAAGGAACUUAUCAAGCUGGCUCUCCAGCGCGUCAUGACCAUUGCAGCACAUAUGGAAGGCUCUCUUGAUACAGUUAGAGAGCGUGCCAAUGAACUAGCUGCAUGGAGUGAUAUUUUAGGUACCGUGAGCAGUUUAGAUGGAUCGCUAGAUCUACCUACAUCCGUUUCAUCUACCUUCCCGUCCACAUCAUUCAACUCGACACAGGGAUCGCCGUUUACAAACUUGGAAACUAUGAUCCUAGAGUCGCUUAAGUUGACAGAUUCAAGUAUGAGCAGACACACGGAUGGGCUAUCGACUUGCACCAGCACUGGUCACACGAUGCUACAUUUAGCUGUCAUACUGCACCUCGAGCAGCUUGUCAAGGACCUGCUUUCUAGAGGUAUUGACGCUUGCGCCAAGGAUAAGAAUGGUUUGACCGCUAUUGACCUAGCACGUCUCUUUAAGAAUCAAAGCAUGAUGGAUAUUCUAUCCGCGACCAAGCAUAAGCAAGAUGACGAGGAUGAAAAUAACAAGAUUCAUCACCAUAAUGGCCUGGAUUCUUUCGACCUUCCAAGGUUUAGGCACCUGAAACUACUUACCAUAACCAAGAACAGAGGCUCAGGCGAUCCUCAUAUGAGCCUUGAGUGGACUGGUUUUGACCAGACUAAACACCACACUACCUCUUCUGCAAAUAAUGCGCACGCCACGCCACUCGAGUCGCGGGAGUACCUAGUGCAGCAGCGCCAACAGCAGCAGCAGCAGCAAAGGAGCGACGGAGCAAUGGCUCUGGCGUCUACUAUCUCCGAUAUUGCUCAGAGUGCCUCCACCGCACGACACAUUGAGGCUGGGGCAAUUGCUUCAAAGACCAUAGGCCAAAACCAUGAUCAGUCUCUCCACGAACGCCAGCAAGACAUUUACGGAGCAGAUAAAACUGCUAGUCCCGGGUUGGCUGCCCAUGGCGGAGAGGCCGGCUGCAAUGUCGUUGUGGCCCGCCGAGGCAGCAACGACAAUAGUAGGUUACUAGAUGGAUCUACUCAGCAGGCUGUAGUUCAGAGCAGCCGUUACGAUGUCGAAUCUGAGCCUGCGUUGUACCUAGGAGGCCAACCAGUGGUCUUAUACCACCACUGUCCCACCUCAUCAACAGCACUGUCGAACUCUCGUCAGGAGAGAGAAAAUAAUGAAUCCUUUAAUCACAUUGAGUCGCACGCUGGACCUAGCAACGCCAGCAAGAGUGAUGAUAGCGGUCUUGAUGGUGAAGGUGAUGAUUCGGCCUCUGUUUAAACAAUACACCCAUUGUUGUGUAACGCUGCAGAAGGACAUCCACGGCAGCCACGGACUACUGAUCUUUUUACAUAAGGAUUUCAUUAAAAGCAACAUAGCGCUGGUCGUAACAUCGUUUCAAUUUUUCUUUCUUUUGUAUAAAACAACAAUCAAACAAUUUCAGUGGUAUCAACUUUAUAGCUUUUUCUUUUUUCACUUUUGUGCCCUCAGUGUCAUAAC
This is a messenger RNA of Lobosporangium transversale, 3123 nucleotides long. RefSeq lists its product as hypothetical. NCBI's taxonomy places the organism in Eukaryota, Fungi, Mortierellomycota, Mortierellomycetes, Mortierellales, Mortierellaceae. Gene Ontology annotation, molecular function: transcription coregulator activity; double-stranded DNA binding; protein binding. The coding region runs from base 190 to 2904 and encodes 904 amino acids. The transcript has 4 exons. Gene Ontology annotation, cellular component: nucleus. Gene Ontology annotation, biological process: regulation of transcription by RNA polymerase II. The record is from RefSeq and is a predicted model, not a curated record.